AUUCCUACCACAAAUCGUUCAGGAUCUUCGACGCACUUUUUCGUGCAUUCUCUCCAAAAAAUUUCACAAUGCUUGCUACGGCCACCCGUCACGUAGCUCGUCGCAUCGCCUGCUCCUCAACCGUCUUUCAGCCGACACUGCGCCGUACGUUAGCAACCACACGCUACGCAACGUCACACGAGUGGGUGAAGCUGGAUGGGGACAUCGCCACUGUGGGCAUUACUGACUUCGCGGCCAAGGCCCUGGGGGACGUGGUUUACGUGGACUUGCCGGAAGUAGGGGCAUCCUUCAGUAAAGGGGACCCCUUUGGCUCCGUCGAGUCUGUCAAGGCCGCCAGCGACGUGUACGCGCCCGUCUCAGGAGAGAUCAUCGAGUCGAAUGCGUCCCUUUCGGAGGACCCCGGGAAUGUGAACAACGCCGCGGAAACAGACGCGUGGUUCACGAAGUUCAAGGUGACAGACAAGGCAGAAUUCGAGGCAUUGAUGGACGCAGCGGCCUACAAAAAACAUACAGAGACGGCAUAGGGGCUCGGAGUGAUAAGAGAGACGUGUGGAUGAUAGCGAGUGUGGGGCGGGCAGUGAUUGUUAUACAUACCGAGGAAAAAGAGAGGGGAAGAAGGGAGCAGGGCCGGGGAGGGACUUUGGUAGGGGGAAGACGGACGACGGCAUGGAAUAGGUGGUAAAGGAAGAAAUGAAAGAAGAAUAAAUGACGGAAAGGAAUGAUAAA
Nannochloropsis gaditana CCMP526 is the source of this 726-nucleotide messenger RNA. RefSeq names its product glycine cleavage system h protein. Bases 69 to 524 code for a protein of 151 amino acids. The transcript is spliced from 3 exons. The record is from RefSeq and is a predicted model, not a curated record. Gene Ontology annotation, biological process: glycine decarboxylation via glycine cleavage system; protein lipoylation. Gene Ontology annotation, cellular component: glycine cleavage complex; cytoplasm; mitochondrion.